Messenger RNA from Danio rerio (zebrafish), 880 nucleotides. The record is from RefSeq and is a predicted model, not a curated record. NCBI's taxonomy places the organism in Eukaryota, Metazoa, Chordata, Actinopteri, Cypriniformes, Danionidae.
AACACAUAUAUUUCCAAAGAUCAUUUUAAACUGAAGACAAGAUGCGGAGGAGGAACAACAAUGUCCCAGCAGACCUCAGGAUUGUUCUUCUGGGUAAAACCGGAUCAGGAAAAAGUUCAGCCGGAAACACCAUCCUGGGACAAAAUAAGUUUGUGAGUAAGGCUUCACUGGUAUCAGUCACUGAAACCUGUGAGAGAGGAGACGCAGAGAUUAAUGGAAAGAAGAUCUCCGUCAUCGACACGCCAGGACUGUUUGAUACAAGACUGACAGAAGAUCAAAUAAAGAAGGAAAUUAUAAAGUGUGUAGAGCUGUCUGUUCCUGGUCCUCAUGUGUUUCUGCUGGUCAUCAGACUGGAUGGGAGAUUCACAGCUGAAGAGGAUAAUGCUGUGAAAUGGAUUCAGAAGAACUUCGGAGAAGAAGCUGCUCGCUACACCAUCAUUCUGUUCACUCAUGAUGAUCAUCUGGGGGAUUUAUCACUGUAUGGGUAUAUUAGUGAAAGUGCGGAUCUCUGCGCUCUUUUAACUGCAUGUAAUCGGAGAUAUCACUCGUUCAACAAUGAAGAGAUGGGAAACCGCUCACAGGUCGCUGAACUGAUGGAGAUGAUUGAGAAGAUGGUGGAGGAGAAUGGAGGACAGCACUGCACUAAUGAGAUGUAUGAAAAAGUCCAGCGAAAGAUUGAAUGGGAGGCUUUUACGGAGAAAGCUAUAGACUAUGGGAAAACAGCAUUAACAGUAAUAGGAGCGGGAGCAGUAGUAACAGGAGGAACAGCGGGAUUAUUAGCAGUAGCAGCAGCAGCAGCAGUAGUAAAAAUGAAGAUAGGGAUAUAGGUCAAUAAUGAUACACUAUUAACAAUUCCAUGUAGAAUCUACAGCAGGGGUCA